ACCACCAGUGGUUCACAAUGCAGAAGCAACUGCGGCUCCUGUGUUUGACAUGUUGACGUCGUUUUGAAUCGUAAACAAGUGGAAAAAAAUCGUUAAAAAUGUUCAAGAAGAGGAAAAUUGUUAAUAACGCCAUGAGGAAGCGUCAGGCUGAGGGGCAGAACGAUAGCAGUGAGGAUGAGACAACCGUCGUGAAGAAGGAGAAGAAAAUUGAUGGAAGUAAUCCCCUCCGACAAAGUACAAGUCUCAGAGGAAAAGAGAAGACUGAGACCUGUGACUCUAGUGAGGAAGAAGCCUCAGUGAUGGUGUCCUAUAAGAGUACGAAAUCAAGUCAGAUUGAGGGCCCGAGUGAUCAGGGAGCCACAUCUGUUCUGGAGACUGAGACAGAGGUGGAUAAGGAUGCUCAGGCGAUAUUCGAGAAAGCUCAGAAGAUAAACGAGGAGCUGGAGGGGAAGGAGGACGACAAGAUCUACAGGGGACUGAAUAAUUAUGCCCAGUAUUACAAGAAGAAGGACACAGCUGCUGGGAAUGCCUCCAGCGGAAUGGUCAGGAAGGGCCCCAUCAGGGCGCCAGCAAACCUGAGAGCUACAGUCCGAUGGGAUUAUCAACCAGACAUCUGCAAGGACUACAAAGAGACUGGAUUCUGUGGCUUUGGGGACUCCUGUAAAUUCUUGCAUGAUCGUUCUGAUUACAAACUCGGGUGGCAAUUGGAGAGGGAGGCUGCCAGUGGAGAGUAUAAUAACUCUGGAGAUGAGGAUGAUAGCAAGUAUGAAAUCGACAGUGACGAGGAUAGUUUGCCCUUCAAGUGCUUCAUCUGUAGGGACACAUUCACCGAUCCUGUUGUCACCAAAUGCAAGCACUACUUCUGUGAAAAAUGUGCCCUCGACCACUACAAAAAAUCCACACGAUGCUUCAUAUGCAAUGUCCAGACGACAGGUGUGUUCAACCCAGCGAAAGAACUGAUAGCCCGAAUGAAAGCAGAAGAGCAUGAGGAAAUGGAUUGCUGCGAGGGUGUCGAGGACACUUGAUGACUCAACCCCCACGAUCCCCGUCCCGAAAAACUAUUUAUUAAAAACCAAAAAAAUAAACAAUCAAUUGAUCAAGUACAAUUGUUCUCCGAUCACAAAAAUCUUCACAAAGAGGAAAAACCAAAAUCAAAAUGUCGAAGUUUUAUAAAAAAAAAAAAGAAAUUCGAAGAAUUGAUAAUUCAUUAUUUUCGUUUGUGUACCGCGACUAGUCGAGAUAACCCAGGGAAGCGCGAGUAUUCGUGCGACUGCGGGAUAGUAACCAACUCCCCCCCCCCUUGAAUCGAUACAACAACCCAACCAAUGUGCAACUGGAUGUGUAUCUCCAGCAUUGAAAUGUCAUCGUGCAAGUGUUUCCAUCAAUUUCUCCCACAAAACCCCAUCACUGGACCCUCUGAAGCAUAAAAAAAUGUCCUCGACGCCUGUUAAAUGAUCCUCAAGUGCUCUCCAACAUCCAGUGAGUGAAAAUUCAAUCAUAAAGGGACUGAAAAGCGGCUAGACUGGAGUGUUACCUUGGAGGAGGUCCCUCAGACCUGAAAAAAAAAUUAUUCCUCCAAUUACAUCAUCAAUUAGUCUGUUCCAACCAUUGAAAAAGAAAAUGUAGUGGAAAUAGAUUGGGGUAAAAAUUUUAUUUGGGGUUUUUGGAGUUGAAAGUGGAAAAAAUGGAUGGAAUUGUGGGGAAAAUUGAGAAAUGAGGGAUUGAGUGAUUGUAAUUGUUGGAAUAGUUGGGAGAAUUGAUGAGUGGGAGAUGUGGGGGAUUUAACAUAUCAGGAACAGGCAUAUCGAUCGUCUCGAUGUAUUUAAUAUCUCCCGGGAUCUCUGUUGUCACUGGGAGAAUUUCUUUAUCCACUAGUGGCAAUGUGAAGGGGGCUGGAGGCUUUUGGCGUUGAAUAUAAGGGUUUGAGAGGGGUUUUGGGGGGGUUGGCGAAGAGAAGAGGACUAGUGAAUUGAGGAAAAAUAAAUAAUAUCAAUCAGGUAAUGAGUUCUCCAUUAAAAAUGUCCUCGGACACUUGUCCUUUUCCAUGUUUUAGACAGAAGGUCUAAUUUUGUUCAAGAGUUUUAUUUAGUCAUUAUCAUUGUUAGGAACAACCCAUUAAGGAUAUCCCAGUGUAUUUUACAGUUUGGUACAGACCACACUAUAGAUUCAACUAUUU
This is a messenger RNA of Diachasma alloeum, 2176 nucleotides long. It is a transcript of the gene mdlc, whose product is annotated as E3 ubiquitin-protein ligase RNF113A. Gene Ontology annotation, biological process: snoRNA splicing. NCBI's taxonomy places the organism in Eukaryota, Metazoa, Arthropoda, Insecta, Hymenoptera, Braconidae. Gene Ontology annotation, molecular function: metal ion binding. The coding region runs from base 99 to 1025 and encodes 308 amino acids. The transcript has 5 exons. The record is from RefSeq and is a predicted model, not a curated record. Gene Ontology annotation, cellular component: U2-type spliceosomal complex.